CCUGUGACAAUCUCCAGGCAGGACGCCAAUGCACGUGGCGGCCGUUUGCGGACAGGCGUCGAUGGUGGAAGCUCUCUGGGCCAGCGGGGCGAAAGUGAACGCCGAGGACUCUGCAUGCGACACACCCCUCCACAAGGCAGCUUCACAAGGGCAGCGUCCUGCUGUGGUCGCACUGCUGACGCUCGGUGCCUUCGUUCACAAGGAGAACAAGGAAGGAAGGACUGCGAAGGACCUAAUGGGGACCACCUCUGCUCGGGAAUUCUUCUCCAUGGCCAGGGUAUUGACUGCAGUCGGGAAGGAGAGGAAGAAAAAGAUACAGGAGGAACACGAGUAUCAAGUCCGGGAGAUGAACGAGAAGUUUAACGCGAAAGAGACGGAGGCAACCAAUCUGCAGAAGGAGGCCAGAGACCUGAGGGAGAACAUCAGGAAAAAAAAUGAGGAGAUCAGAUUACUACAGGAAAAACACGAGGAGCGAGUAUGGGACAUGAAAAGGACGUAUUAUGCGAAGGAGACGGAGGUGGCCGAUCUGCAGAAGGAGAACAGAAUCUUGAGGGGAAACAUCGAAGAAAAAAAAAAGGAGAUGGGAUUGCUAAAGGAUGAAGUGUGGGACGUGAGCGGAGAAUAUGAAGCGAAGGAGGCUGAGGCAUAUGAUCUGCGGAUGGAAAACAAAGACCUGAAGAAAAAGCUAAUGGAAAAAAGAGAGGAGAUCAGAUCCCAAAAGGACCUGGCAUCCAAGAACGAAGAACUCAAAACGAAAAUCGAUUUGCUUCAAGACAGGGUCGCGUCGCUUGAAUCUUCCCAGAAAGUACAAGUGCAAACGAACCAAUACCUGAGGACGCAGUUGGGAGAGAAGACAGAGGAGCUUGCACAGGCCAAGGCAGAACACACAAAAAUGGAGAAACAUCUCAGAAGAAGGGCAGAGAGGAAACAAGACGAGGCAGACGAGGCAGUCGAAAAGCAAAAUGACCUUCAUGAGAAGCUGAAGAGACGCGACAGAAGGAUCGAGUUCCUGACG
Molecule: messenger RNA, 1015 nt
Organism: Penaeus monodon (black tiger shrimp)
Lineage: Eukaryota; Metazoa; Arthropoda; Malacostraca; Decapoda; Penaeidae
Product: COP1-interactive protein 1-like
Molecular function (GO): protein binding
Source: RefSeq, a predicted model, not a curated record